Messenger RNA from Tyto alba (common barn owl), 2893 nucleotides. Its product is annotated as zinc finger protein 70-like. Gene Ontology annotation, biological process: regulation of immune system process; negative regulation of transcription by RNA polymerase II; regulation of cytokine production. The record is from RefSeq and is a predicted model, not a curated record. Bases 58 to 1737 code for a protein of 559 amino acids. NCBI's taxonomy places the organism in Eukaryota, Metazoa, Chordata, Aves, Strigiformes, Tytonidae. The transcript has 2 exons.
GGCGUUGGGCCGCGGCACCGGCCGGGUGUGCGGGGGGCGGCAGGGCCCGGGGCUGCCAUGGAAGGGCAGCCAGGUCCUCCAGCCUGCGAGCCCCCCUUUUCGCAGAGGCUCUCCCCUCUUUCCAGAAGAGAUGGGUCUGAAGAUGAAGAAGAGCAGGAGGCGGCUCAGGAGCAGGAUGCAGCUGGGAUGCAGCCAGGAGAAGAGCUGGAGGAAGGCUCCCUGGAGCAGCUAGGACAAGCUUCUCCACGCCGCUCGGGACGGUGCUGCCGUGGUCAGGGCUCUCUCACCCCUCGGGGUGCAUGCAGGCCUUGCCAGAAGACUGAUGAGGACGAGGGGGCUUCCCCGUGCCACCAGGCACUGGGGGAACUGCGGCCAUGCCGGCGGAAGCACCGGCUAUGCCUAAAGCCUGAGACAAGCCGGACCCCACCAUCCCCGGGUCGGGGCGAGAGUGCUGAAGAGCCGGGACCCUCCCGGGGGAAGAGGCUGCGGUUGAUCUGGGGCCGGGCAGGUGACUUCAGGCAGAGGAUGAUGGAGAAUGGGCUGGAAGAGGCACCACAGAGCAGUGAGGAAGAGGAGGAGGAGAGAGGGUCUCGGUCCUGCUCCCCUGAGCUGCCCCUUUCUGGCGAUGCCCGACCCAAGCCGGACUUUGUGCAGCUGAUCGAUGAGCGCGGCAUCUACUCCACUGCCAAGCUGGUGCUGGGGAGCGCAGUGGGCGAGCUGGAGGAGGCAGCGGUGGGGCUGCCGACCCACCCAAAGCGGGGAGCAAGCAGUGUCGGCGAGCUUGAGAUUCGUGAGGUGAUCGUGGAUGAGAAGCCCUUCCAGUGCGGUGUCUGCGAGAAGGCCUUCAAACGGGCCUGGGAGCUCUUCAGCCAUGAGGUGGUACACAACGAGGAGCGUCCCUUCCGCUGCGACCUCUGCCAGGCCUCCUUCAAGCGCCACUCGGACUUCAAAAGCCACCGUCUGGUUCACACGGAGGAACGACCCUUCCGCUGUGAGCUCUGCGGCAAGCGCUUCAAGCGUUCCUCCAACCUCCAAGAGCACCGGCGCAUCCACAGUGGCGAGCGCCCCUUCCGCUGCCCCCGCUGCGCCAAGAGCUUCAAGACCCCCUACGAGCUGCAGCGCCACGCGCUCACCCACUGCGCCGAGAAGCCCUUCAAGUGCGCCGACUGCGGGAAGGACUUCCCCACCUCCAACGCCCUCCUCCUCCACCAGCGCCAGCACUGCGACGACAAGCCCCAUGUCUGCGGGGUCUGCGGUAAGAAGUUCACCUACGGGCACAGCCUCAAGGUGCACGAGCGGGUGCACACGGGUGACCGUCCCUUCGUCUGCCCGCUCUGUGGUAAGGGCUUCAAGCAAUCCAACGCCCUCUCCUCCCAUGAGCGGGUGCACACCGGUGAGCGCCCCUUUGUCUGCAAAACCUGUGGGAAGGCCUUCAAGCAGUCAUCCUAUCUGGUAAUCCACGAGCGGGCACACACGGGGGAGCGCCCGUACAAAUGCGAGGUGUGCGGGAAGGCCUUUGCCCGGCCCUCCUUGCUCCUCCAGCACCACCGCGUGCACAGCCAGGAGAGGCCCUACAAGUGCAGCUUCUGCCACAAGUUCUUCAAGGACCUGGCCUACCUGGCCGUGCAUGAGAAGGUGCACACGGGCGAGACCCCCUACAAGUGCAGCGUCUGUGACAAGGGCUUCGCUCACCCCUCCAACCUGCUGCAGCACCAACGCGUGCACCGCGAUGGCUGAGCCCCGGCGUGGCGAGCGCAGACACGGUGUCGCCAGGCCGCGGUGGCUGUCAGCACGCCGCUACCAACAGCGGAUGAGCCCCAGGCUGGGGGACCCCGUACGUGCGCCCGAAGACUGGCGUGGACCCCCGAAAAGCUGUGGCGCUUCUCCUGAGCCCCAGCCCUCUGCCGAACCUGGACCCGUGGCCGUGCUCUCCCCCUCCCUCCGUGGGGGGUGAUCCCAGCAGGACCCUUCCUGAGCGUGUGGGCUGAGGCAGCUGCAAGCUCAUGGCAGGCAUGCCACAGCUCAUGGCACACCACCAGUGGGCAGGCAGGAGCCCUCUUCUUUGCCCUCAUGCAGGGAGAAGGGCUGCGACACACCCCUCCCCUCCUCCUUACAUCAUCCCAAGGUCCCUCUCCCCCCCCAGUCAUCCCAGUGAGCGUCAGCCCCCAGGCUGGGGGCUCCCAGGGAGUCAGGGCACGCUCUUGCCCGCAGUAGGGGACAGACUUGCUGUUUUUUGGGGGCGGGAGACACUACGAUGGUACAGGUGGUGGAAAGGAUCAUGGGGAAGAGUGAGGAGCGGGCACCUCCCUUUCCCACUUAAGCCUUUUGGGGUUUAAAUGUCCCGUCCAUAUCUCAUGCUGCUGCUAAUGACCCGGUUAAUUACCCCCUUUUUUUUUCCUGCCCCAAGGCCCUGGCGGGGCUGGUAGGGAACAGAAGAAAAGGGGGACAUGCUGCUGCCGUCCACUUUUGGGAGCCUCAGCAAGCGAUGCCCAGUGCUGUAAGUUGUUCUCCGACCGCUCCUGGGACUUUCCAGGCAGGAACCUGGAUGGAGUACAGGCAAGCGAGACACAACCAGCCCCCUGCAUCAUUCUCCUCCUCCUCUUGCUUCCCAGAGCUGCCCCCGUGCUGCUGCCAGAGCCUGGAUUUGUCCCCUGUUGGCUUGUGGCUGCUGGGCAGAGGGUGGCACAUGGACAUUUGUUCUCAAGAGCAAGACAAGAGCCCUGUCCUUACCUGUGCUGAUGCCCUUGUGUUGUCCCUCGGACUCCUAGAGAUCCCGGGUCCCACCCUGUCCCCCCUUUUCGUACGGUCCCUGUAGCGCUGGGAACGGGGGGGGUGGGAUGUGUGUGCUCCUUGGCACUCUGCACACUAAUUACAGGAUGGUUAUUUAACAAUG